Molecule: messenger RNA, 3757 nt
Organism: Colletotrichum destructivum
Lineage: Eukaryota; Fungi; Ascomycota; Sordariomycetes; Glomerellales; Glomerellaceae
Exons: 3
Coding region: 539-3496 (985 amino acids)
Biological process (GO): DNA-templated transcription; regulation of DNA-templated transcription
Molecular function (GO): DNA-binding transcription factor activity, RNA polymerase II-specific; DNA binding; zinc ion binding
Source: RefSeq, a predicted model, not a curated record
CCCCCACCUUGGAGCCUUCAAACCCUCAACAAAGCAGGUCGAGUACGGACUUGACGACCAAGACAAAAACAACAGCCUCCGUUGCCCGUCCUGUCAAACGGGAUGCGCUAGACUUGAUCGCAGGCACAACUCAUGUCUCUCCGAGGGUGCAGAUCCAGGCCAAGACCAAGAGCGUCGCAGUCGCAGGACCCUCCAUUUGUCAUCCGCAUCCUCUCCUAGCUGCUCCAUCUGCAUCUCCAUCUCCAUCGUCGUCCCCAUCUUCGUCUCCAUCUUCAGCUCCGCCAUAAGCCAAAAGUGUGUCAGUCAAUCACAGUCACCCACGACGCUCUUAUUCCUGUUCUCCGUCGAAGCCUCGCGAUUUUCCCGCAGUUCAUUAACUCUCGCGGCUAUUACUCUCACUCUCCCUCUUUUUCUUUCUCCUUCUUGUCUUUCUCUUUCUCUAACGACUCCAUAAAGAACUUCCGACCUCGCCUCCGCCAUCCAUCUGCCGACGUCCGUACGCACGUCGUCCGUCGCUCGUGCGUCACAGUCGCACGCCAUGGAAAACAUCUCGCCGACGAGCCAGCAGUCGAACCCCGCGCCGCCGUCGCACGCAAUGAACGCCAACCCGCACCAUUCACCAAACUCCCCGACCGCGAUACACGACUUCCCCGCCCUCGCCCGCCAUGGCGCGACCUCGAUCCCCCCCGACCACCCCGUCGCCAUGACGCCCUCCGGCCAGCCCGCCCUGAACCCGCGCAGCUGCGUCACCUGCCGCAAGCGAAAGGUCCGUUGCGAUAAGCAGAUGCCCUGCAGCAACUGCCGCCGCGCCGUCAUCCAAUGCAUAUACCCUGCCCCGGGCCGCGCGCCCCGUCGCCCGAGGCCGAAGGACCCGAACGCCCCUCCCAAGAACUCGAGCGAGCGCGAGGUCGAGCUGAUGAAGCGCCUGCGUAAGCUCGAGGGCAUCGUCGAGGAUCUGAGCGGCCAGAUCGAAGUCGAGAGCGGCGCGGGGAGCAACAGCGGCCGGCAGAACUCGAGCACGGGGGACUCGCCAGACGCUUUAGGCCACGAUGUAGGCGGAGAAAGGACAGGGGGCUUGCAGAAUAGCAGCCACAGCCACAGCAACAGCGCCGCCGCCGCCGCUGCUCUGAAGGACGCCGUUGCGCCGACCAAGAUGGAUACAGACCCGGACCCGAGACGAUCGUCGGACAAGGCGCCGGGCCUCAGCAGGCAGUUCGGCAGGCUGGUGCUCCAUGACAAAGGGAGGUCGAGCAGAUACGUGAGCAGCGCAUUUUGGUCCAAGCUUAACGACGAGCUCGACAAGCUACGAGAUGAGAUGCACGUCUUGGGCGAGGAUACGGACGAUUCCGACAUCGAAGAGACGCCAGACCACUCCCCCGAACAACCAGUGGAUGCUGCAACCGACCACCACUCCUUCAUCCUGGGAUACCGCUCUUCCGAUGUUGACCUGCGCAAGCUUCAUCCCCUGCCGUCGCAGAUCCCCUUUAUGUGGCAGAUCUACCAAGAGAACGUCGAGCCGCUGCUCAAGAUACUGCACAUCCCGACCAUGGAAAAGCUCAUUCGCAACAUGCGGCGCAACAUCGACGAGUUGACCCCUGGGAACGAGGCCCUUAUGUUUUCCAUCUAUUACGCCGCCAUUACGUCCAUGGAAGACGAAGAGGUCGAGAAGAACUUUGGCUCAAAGAAGGAAGCCAUGCUGUCGCAGUACCGCUUCGCCCUCGAGCAGGCCCUCGCCAAAGCAAACUUCCUAAAUACAUCGGAUAUGGUGGUGCUGCAGGCCUUCGUCUUGUUCCUGACUUUGGUCCGGCGGGAGGACGACACGCGGUUUUGCUGGACACUGACCGGGUUGGCGAUUCGGAUCGCCCAGGGGCUGGGCAUCCACCGGGACGGCACCAACUUCGGCCUCCCGCCCUUCGAGACCGAGAUGCGCCGCCGGCUGUGGUGGGCCAUCUGCACGCUUGACCUGCGAUCCGCCGAGGAGCUGGGCAGCGACCUCACCAUCAUCGACCGCUCCUUCGACACGGAGCUCCCUUCCAACGUCAACGACGCCGACAUCGAACCGGGCAUGACCGAGGUGCCGACGUCGCGGUGGGGCAAGACAGACUGCGCCGUGUCGCUGGUGCGGUACGAGAUCUGCACCCUCUCGAGGCGGCUGCACACCGCCGGCUCCGCCAUGGCCGGUGUCUGCCCCCGCGACGCCUCAUCGAGCCUCGAGGACCGCGAGCGCAUGCUGAUCGAGGUAUACGACCGUGUCGAGGAGAAGUUCCUGCAGCACUGCUUCACCGACGACGACCCCCUCUUCUGGAUGGCCGCCAUGAUCGCCCGCGUCAUCAUGGCCAAGAUGAGCCUCGUCAUCUACCAGCCGAUGCUGUUCCCCGGCAACGGCCACGAGCUCUCCAACGAAGUCCGCGACCGUCUCUUCCUCUCGGCCAUCGAGGUCGUCGAGUACAACUACAUCCUCAACACAGACCCGCGCUGCAAGCAGUGGCGCUGGCUCUUCCAGACCUACCGUCAGUGGCACGCCAUCGCCUAUAUCCUCAUGGAGGCCGGGAGGCGCCCGUGGUCGGCGACCUCGGAGCGUGGAUGGGAGGCCGUCAACAACACGAUGCGCUUCGACAGAGACCCGGCCGAGAUCUCCAGGAUGGCCGACCACAUGGCCGUCUGGGUCCCAUUGCGGAAGCUCAGCGCCAAAGCGACGAAGCACCGCGAGGCGGAGAUCAUCCGGCUGCGGUCGGACCCGGAUGCCGCCCGCCAGCUCGACGUGGACGACCGCAUGAACCCCAUCCCGGCGAGGCUCGGUCCCGUCCCGGGCAUGGAGACCAAGCACGCGCAGAUCCGCGCUCGUUGGCGGAACCUCGUGCGCACGGAGGGUUGCAGUCCGGUGCAGGCGGUGCCCGACCGUCGCCCGGGCAGUCAAAAGCAACCCGCACCUAACGCAGCAUCGGCGGUGGCGGCAGCGGCGGUGCCGCCGCCGCCUCCUGUUUCUCAGCAAAAUCAGCCCGUCCGGGCGGCGCCCGCCUCGAUGCGCCCGCCGCGGGAGCCCGAGUUCAUCGACACGGUCAUGAUGGCGCGCGGCUUCAACCCCAACCACAUCUGGGAAUACCUCUACCCGACGGCCGAGUCCAUGGCAGCCGACCCGAACAACACGCUCUUCCCGCCUACCGCCUCGCAGGCGCCUGGUUCUUCACAGUCCAUGAUGGCCACCGACGACGUCCAAUCGCCGGUCACCGCCUCCGCCGCGAGCCUCGAUGUGGAGCAGAGGCAGAGGCAGCAGGCCAUCGCAAUGACGUCGCAGCCCACCGUCGCGUCGUCCAUCAGCGACAACCAGCCGCCUUGGCUGUGGUCGGACCCGUUCACGUCCAUCAACAACACGUCGACCGACUCGAUGGACGUCAACAUGGACAACCUGGACGACUUCAACUGGCAGAACUGGCAGGAGAGCAUCAAGGGGUUCGAGAUGGAUCCGGACAACCUGCCUCAGAAGGGAGCGUGGUAGGAAGGAGUGCUGGUAAAAACAACAACAACAACAACAAGCAUCAUGUAUAGAAAGGGAAAAUGGUUUGGAUGUCUCCUCUCACGAUUAGGGCCUUAGAAGGGCCAUGUAAUGAUACCCACGGGGGAGUAGAUGUAAUGAAUGAAAUGACGAAUGCAAUGUAUUUUAAGCACAAGCGUAGAGGCACAUCUCAUAAUGGUUCUACCCAGUUGCCAAUAUGAGUCUGAAUCGAUGCACACAUGCUUGGGCUCAUCACUAAGUCCC